AUGUCUAUCCUCGCCCGCGGUGGGGCUACUCUAGUUCCACAGUUCAUCUACUCCGCUCACCGUCAAGAUCAAGACCUUUACCACGUGUUCGUUACAAAUCAGGCUGAGUAUCACACAUGGCUGUUCAUGAGAACGGUUGGUGUCAGCUCAGCGGACUUUGGGUCGCCUAAGGACCGACUACAAGGGAUCGUGACUCCGCGGAAGGAUCCCGUCAGGGCCAUCUUGGCUCUGGCAGCAAUGCCAUACAAUUCAAUCACAGCUACUUUCAACCUUGGCCAGUUCUGCAGUACUCUUAUCAUCAUCAUCACCAUGACUGAAAAAGCCAACAAUGACGCGCCGUGGUCCCUUCACGGCAAGGCCGCUGUCGUGACCGGUGCCUCAAGAGGUAUUGGAAAGGCCAUCGCCAUCCACCUGGCUCGCAAGGGCCUCGCCAACAUUGCCAUCACCUACGCAAGCAACAAGGCUGCUGCCGAUGACACCAUCGACAAGUGCCGCGCUCUGGGGGUCAAGAACGCAGUUGCGAUCAAGGCGGACGCCCUCGAUGGGGAGGCAUGGCCUAAAGUUAUCAAGGAAUCCCUCAGCAGCCUCGGCAUAUCAACAAUCGAAAUCCUAGUCAACAAUGCCAUUGUUGGGGCAGUUGAGACCUAUAAACCCACGACCGAGUUCAGCCCCGAUAACUUCUCCAGUAUAAUGCUUGCAAAUGUCUACGCUCCAGUAGCUACCACCCUUGCCUUUAUGGAGUACGCGGCGCCUAAAUCCGGCGGGCGUGUUAUCAACAUUUCAAGCGUUGCGGCAAAGGGUUCCAACAACGACCCUUUGAUUACUUAUGGUGCCAGCAAGGCGGCCUUGGACAGCUUCACGAGGUCGUUUGCUGAUUCCUUCGCGUCCGAGCGGGGUAUGACUUUCAACAGCGUCAUUGUGGGACCAACUGCUACGGACUCUUUGUUGGAUGGAAUGUCCAAGUUACCUGAAAGUUUUAAGCAGCAGAUAAUGGGGCAAGCCUCUGCUGCUCCGCGACUUGGGGAACCUGAAGAUAUCGCUUAUGUUGUCGGGUUUUUGGCCAGCGAGGAAGGGCGUUGGGUCAAUGGUGCGGCUAUCAGUGCCAAUGGCGGUUUCAGGUCGGUCUUGGCUGCCCUUGGUUGA
Molecule: messenger RNA, 1143 nt
Organism: Colletotrichum truncatum
Lineage: Eukaryota; Fungi; Ascomycota; Sordariomycetes; Glomerellales; Glomerellaceae
Product: beta-ketoacyl-acyl carrier protein reductase
Molecular function (GO): oxidoreductase activity
Source: RefSeq, a predicted model, not a curated record